UGUGUGUGCGCGUGUGUGUGAAAGAGGGAGCGAGGGAGAGAGAGAAAAGAAGAGGGGGGAAAAAGGAAAGAAGAUUUUCUCUAUGUAUAUAAAGAUGGCCACGUUAGCAAACGGACAACCAGACAAUACCAGCCUGAGUAGCAAUCACAGCAACCCCAGUACCAACGGGCAUAUGAACGGAUUAAACCAUAGUCCCGGAAACCCAUCCACCAUCCCCAUGAAGGACCACGAUGCCAUUAAGCUCUUUAUUGGGCAGAUCCCCCGCAACCUGGACGAGAAAGACCUCAAACCUCUCUUCGAGGAGUUCGGGAAGAUCUAUGAACUGACGGUGCUGAAGGACAGGUUCACUGGGAUGCACAAAGGCUGCGCCUUCCUAACAUACUGCGAAAGGGAGUCCGCUCUAAAGGCCCAGAGUGCACUGCAUGAACAGAAGACACUCCCAGGGAUGAACAGACCGAUCCAGGUGAAGCCAGCGGACAGCGAAAGCCGAGGAGAAGACAGAAAACUCUUUGUGGGCAUGCUCAACAAGCAGCAGUCAGAGGACGACGUGCGCAGGCUAUUCGAGGCAUUCGGAAACAUUGAGGAAUGCACAAUCCUUCGGGGCCCUGAUGGCAACAGCAAAGGGUGUGCGUUUGUGAAAUAUUCCUCACACGCGGAGGCCCAAGCAGCCAUUAAUGCCUUGCAUGGCAGCCAGACAAUGCCGGGAGCCUCCUCAAGCCUGGUGGUGAAAUUCGCAGACACGGACAAGGAGCGUACAAUGAGGCGCAUGCAGCAAAUGGCAGGACAGAUGGGCAUGUUCAACCCCAUGGCUAUCCAGUUUGGAGCGUACGGCGCCUAUGCACAGGCACUGAUGCAGCAGCAGGCGGCUAUCAUGGCGUCCGUGGCACAAGGGGGGUACCUAAACCCCAUGGCAGCCUUCGCGGCGGCCCAGAUGCAGCAAAUGGCAGCACUGAACAUGAACGGUCUUGCCGCCGCACCCAUGACGCCAACCUCAGGUGGAAGCACACCUCCUGGCAUCACUGCACCAGCUGUGCCUAGCAUCCCAUCUCCAAUUGGGGUGAAUGGUUUCACUGGCCUCCCACCACAAGCUAAUGGGCAGCCCACUGCAGAAGCCGUGUUUGCUAAUGGCAUCCACCCUUACCCAGCACAGAGCCCCACUGCAGCCGACCCUUUGCAACAAGCCUACGCUGGAGUGCAGCAGUACGCAGCUGCUUAUCCUGCUGCUUAUGGCCAGAUUAGCCAAGCAUUUCCACAGCCACCUCCCAUGAUCCCACAGCAACAGAGAGAAGGACCAGAGGGCUGUAACCUGUUUAUCUACCAUCUGCCCCAGGAGUUUGGGGAUGCUGAGCUGAUGCAGAUGUUCCUGCCUUUCGGUUUUGUGAGUUUUGACAAUCCUGCCAGUGCCCAGGCUGCCAUCCAGGCUAUGAACGGCUUCCAGAUUGGCAUGAAGAGGCUGAAGGUGCAGCUGAAGAGGCCGAAGGAUGCUAACCGCCCCUACUGAAGAGUUGUAGGAACCGCUGGAUACAAAGGACUAGCACAGGGCAGCUGCUGAAUGGGCCACAUUUAGAAAAUUAAAUAUAUAUAUAUAUAUAUUAAAAAAGCGGGAACUGUUGGAUUACACCUUUGACAUAUCAGCAAAUAUCAAUCAAGCUGAAGACUUCAGACCUAUUCUCUCUUUGAUUGUUUAGACUGUAACAUUUCUUCAAGAAAAGUAUCACGUCUGCUGACUUGGAAGGACGCGCGCUUGAAACAAACAAACAAACAAACAAAGUAAAUCAGAAAAGGAGCAAGAUCAACCAGGAUUUCUGAAGAGAGACUGAUAUCACCACAGCGGCUUUUCUUCAAACAGGAAAUGCAAACCUGGAUACUGAAAAAGGAGUGCCUGCUUGUCACCAAGGAUGCGGCUACCAUGUUUGACCCCAUGGUAACGGUCACUGAGCAUCUUUAUCUGUCAUUCCUUAGCUAUAUAGGGACCAAAGGACAAAACUUUUUAUCGCAGACUUGUAGCUGUAUGUAAAAUAUGGAAAUUCUUUCCUUUUCUCUGAGCUGUUCCUAAAACAGUUUUUGAGAGCAAUUAUAUGAAAUAUGUAAAAAUUAAAAAAAAAUGCUUAAAUGCUUUUAAAACGGCAAGAUAAUAGUUCUUUGAUACUUUGGGAGGUUCUUUGGUUAUACAUUAAUUAGAGUCUAUGAAACUUUCAUAUGGUUUUCUGUAUAAUACGUAAGGAUCGCACUGGUAAAGGCAGGUAAGAUGGAUAUCUGUGAAAAGCAAAAAAAAAAAAGUAAAUAAAUAAAUACAUAAAUAAAUACAUAAAAAGGCAUAGAAAAGAGAAAGGAAAGAUGGUGGAUAUUAAAAACAAAACAAAACAAAAAGGGUUUGUAAAUGCUUCUAACUCUCCCCAUUUAAAAAUCCUAAUAGUUGUACAGAAUUUAAAAAAAAAAAAGAAAAAGUUUAAAAUACCUAUAUAAUAGAAAAAAAAAUUAGAGAACAAAAAAAAACACAAAAAAGCAAAAAAAAAAUAAUAAUAAUAAUACAUAGAAGUUAGCGUUAAUGCUAAAAACAAAGAUGUUGUAGAACUGUAAUUUUUGUAGAGUUUAGAUUGAGCAUAAAUUCCUACUCUGCCAAUUGCUGUUGGAUGCUGUUAUUUAUCGAGGAGAAAGAGGAGAGAAAUGGCUAUUUUGGCAGCUUUUUUAACUGCAAGCAUUCCAGCUAUUAAAAACAAUAAAUGAAACAAAACUCGAUUCUUGUAGACAAUGCAAAUGGGAAAAAAAAACAGCUGUCUUUUUAUCAGACGUUAGUUCUAACUUGAACAACAAAACACAGCUAAACGCUUCAUGUCUUCAUGAUCUGCUGUCCGCAAACUCCCAUCAUCCUAUGCUUCAGUAGCUUCCAUAUUUGCUCUAGAAACUGUCAGGGCAAGGGUUUAGCCUAGAACCUUAAUCUUAAAAAAUAAAAAAAAAUAAAAAAAAUAAAAAUAAAAAAAUAAAACAAAAAAAAUCUCUUUGAAGAAUUUCUGAAACUGUUUACAAGGAAUUUUGAAAAACAGGGGGAUGUUUAAAAAAAAAGAUGCUGGCUCUGUUUUUCUGUAAAUAAAUUUGCAUAUUUUGUAGGACUUUUAAUUGUAAUGAUAGAGAAAAAAACAAGGAAAACUAUUUAAUGAAAGCACGAUAUUUAUCUUUGGUAAAUGACUUUAGAGCAGUUAAAAAAAUAAGACAUUGCUUUAAAAAAA
Molecule: messenger RNA, 3227 nt
Organism: Gavialis gangeticus (Gharial)
Lineage: Eukaryota; Metazoa; Chordata; Crocodylia; Gavialidae
Gene: CELF4
Product: CUGBP, Elav-like family member 4
Exons: 13
Coding region: 83-1501 (472 amino acids)
Biological process (GO): regulation of alternative mRNA splicing, via spliceosome; mRNA splice site recognition
Cellular component (GO): nucleus; ribonucleoprotein complex; cytoplasm
Molecular function (GO): mRNA binding
Source: RefSeq, a predicted model, not a curated record